Chelmon rostratus (copperband butterflyfish) is the source of this 609-nucleotide messenger RNA. RefSeq lists its product as uncharacterized. Gene Ontology annotation, molecular function: zinc ion binding. NCBI's taxonomy places the organism in Eukaryota, Metazoa, Chordata, Actinopteri, Chaetodontiformes, Chaetodontidae. The transcript is spliced from 4 exons. The record is from RefSeq and is a predicted model, not a curated record. The coding region runs from base 110 to 313 and encodes 67 amino acids. Gene Ontology annotation, biological process: regulation of gene expression; intrinsic apoptotic signaling pathway in response to DNA damage.
UUUCAGUUCACACACUCGUUCACUCGUAUGCUCUUCUGGGAUAUAAUUUCUCACCACGUCAGCUGAAGUGCACGCACCCACACUGUAUGAUAAAUAAUUUUAUACCAUAAUGGUAGGCUACUGUCCAAUCUGUGGGAAGCCCGUUUACUUUGGUGAGAAGAAGAGGUCCUUGGGGAGGGACUACCACCCGUUGUGUCUGAAGUGUCAGAGGUGCAACAGACAGCUCACAGCUGGACAACAUGCAGAGUAUGAUGAGAAGCCAUACUGUUCACACUGCUACCUGAAGAUAUUUGGUCCAAGAGGUAACAGGUGACUGGUGUCACCCCGGCACAGUGCAGUGCUUCGUCACAGACACUGAGCCAAAAUGGACAGACGCUGGCAUAUAGAGGACGCACAGGGCCUGUUUAUUGGCCAAAAUAAUAAAGAGAAUUAAUAAAUAAAUAUAAAUGAUACAAAAAUAUCCAUAGCCAUCUUUUUAAUUUCCACUAUAUUAAGUAUUUAUGAAUGUGUGAUGAUCACUCUAUCACCUGUGUGAUUGUUCAAUUUUUAAAUGCUAGUUAAUUUUGCAGGUAGAAAAAAUUUUAGGCAGUAUUAAUAAAUGCAUUGUUA